This is a messenger RNA of Ruditapes philippinarum (Manila clam), 1290 nucleotides long. Its product is annotated as adhesion G-protein coupled receptor D1-like. Gene Ontology annotation, molecular function: G protein-coupled receptor activity. The transcript has 7 exons. Bases 801 to 1277 code for a protein of 158 amino acids. NCBI's taxonomy places the organism in Eukaryota, Metazoa, Mollusca, Bivalvia, Venerida, Veneridae. Gene Ontology annotation, biological process: adenylate cyclase-activating G protein-coupled receptor signaling pathway. The record is from RefSeq and is a predicted model, not a curated record.
GUUUCGUUCAUUGAACGCCGCCUUUCAUUGUUGAUCUUGUUUAUCAUAUUUCAAACAUUGGACUAGGACACUUAAACAUUGUAUACGUUGUAUCCGUUUGAGGUAUUUACUUUGAGAGAACAAAAUGAAAAUAAAGAAGUGAAACCUAUAGAUAAUCAUAUUUUACGUGCUGAGAUGCGUUUAAGUUUGAACACUCCCCGUAAGUAUAAAAAUUUAUCAAAAGUAUACGCGAAGUCAGCCAGUCUUGUUAUUGUCUAUCUUGGGUAUUCUUGAUAAAAGGCAUAGAGACUCGUUUUUCUAUUUUCAAAAUAUUCUUAGAAUACAUGCAGAAAAUAAAGCCAAUGGAUUUAUUAUUAUAUUUUACUUAAACAGAUAAAAUUGUGUUGAUAAUAGACCUUUUCAUAAAUACAACGAAGUGUUGUCUGUUUGAUACAUUUAAUAUUCUCUUAUUUUACUAAGGACAUUUGCAGGUAAUCAUCGAAACCGCGAAUCACUUUGUUUCCAGAUUUUUAAACAGUUUCAUACGUGACCAGAAAACAUCAGGCACAAUAUCCUACUUACCAUUUUGUGUUAAUUGAAAAUCAUUUUCAAAAGUAUGCACAUAACAUUGAUUUUGUACAUUUACAGCGAUUGAUGUAAAGAAAGUUUCUAACAAAGGUGUAUCAUUUCCGGAUCCAGACAAAACAGUGUCGGACAAAGAUGAUGCAAACACCGACUGGUUUAAACAGGCCAGUAGCAGUUUACGCUUAGAAGCAGCCGCGUUGAAAAAUACAUCAGUGCAAUACGCUACAACAGCCGUCAUGUAUAGAGAUUUGUCGAAAAUCUUGCCAAACAAUCGGAACAAUACAAAUAACAAUGCGGAGGAUACUGAUGAUGUUAUAAAUGCACCCAUUCUUUCGUUGACAAUUUCACCACGAGUGUCGGAUAAAUUGGACCCACCACUCCAAUUGAAUUUUACUCAUGACAUGACUAAUUUCUCCAAUCCAUUGUGUUCGUAUUGGGAAUUUCCAAAUGGUAACACUGGACAAGGCUUUUGGUCUUCAGAUGGGUGUAUUGUAAAAUCUACAAAUACUAACUACACAAUUUGUCUAUGUGACCAUCUGACCAACUUUGCUGUUUUGAUGAGCCCUUUCUUGGAGGCAGAUGCAGCAUUCAAAGCACUCCGAAUAAUUUCUAUAACCGGUAUCGGGAUCUCAAUAGCAUGUUUAACAGUUACCCUUAUCGUUUACAUUUUCUUUUGGAAGUAUCUGCGGAAUGAUCGCACCACUGCCCCUUGAUAAAUUUGUGUGU